CAAGGCCAGACAUAGGAGAUUUUUAAAGGUUGAAUUUUGAUAUUUCCUAUCAUCAGCUCCUCCUUCAUAUCUCUCACUCAUAUUCAUUCACUGGAGGGACGGUUCUUGAUGCCCGAAAGGUCCCGGUCCUUUUUGUCUGUUCUUUGAACUCUUUGGUUAUUGACAGGUCUUUCUGUGGUUCAUCACAAACCCAGAAUUUUAUAAAUCUCUAAAACCCAUUUCAACCUCCAUUCCUAAGACAUGUUUGCAGUCGCCUGAAAUUAUAAAGUGGGUGGGGGGUAUAUGGCAUCACUCGCAAGAGCUUUCUGGUCUUCCCCUCAUUUUGUUUCGAGUACUUCUUCAGAUAAGAAAUCGUCUCGAUUUGGAAUCCGGGUACAGAAGGGUGAUUCAGCAGUCGCUUCUGAGGAUUCAAUUGGGGUGGAAAGAGAGAGUUUGAGGUCCUUUAUAGAUGUUGGAAAUGGUAAACCGGGUUUAACAUCUUUGAGGAAGAGAAAAGAGAGUACUAUUGCAGAGAAAUUGGGAGCAUUGUGGGAUGAUGGUUAUGGUAGUAAUACUAUAAAGGAUUAUCUUGACAAUGCAAAAGAUUUCAUUAAACCGGACGGUGGACCGCCUCGUUGGUUUUGUCCUAUUGAGUGUGGACAGCCAUUGAAAAAUUCACCCAUUCUUCUCUUUUUACCUGGAAUGGAUGGUCUUGGCUUAGGCCUACUUUUACACCAUAAGGCUUUGGGGAAAGUCUUUGAGGUGCGAUGCCUGCAUAUUCCUGUUUACGACCGAACGCCAUUUGAAGGUCUGGUAAAGUUUGUUGAGAAUAGUUUGAGAACUGAACACGCUUCAUCACCAGACAAGCCAAUUUAUCUAGUGGGUGAUUCAUUUGGAGGUUGCCUAGCACUUACUGUUGCUGCUCGUAAUCCAAAUAUUGAUCUUGUAGUAGUAUUAGCAAAUCCAGCAUCGUCUUUUGGAAGAUCACAGCUGUCACCUUUGUUACCCUUGUUGGAGGCAAUGCCUGAUGAAAUUCAUUUCACCAUUCCUUACCUUCUUAGUUUUGUUAUGGGUGAACCUUUUAAGAUGGCCACAGUGAGUAUUGAGAGAGGAAUCCCUCCUACAGUUGCGCUACAACGCUUCUCUGACAAUCUAACUGCUUUGCUUCCUCGGCUUUCUGCAUUGUCUGAUAUUAUUCCAAAAGAAACUCUUCUUUGGAAACUGAAACUACUCAAGUCAGCUGCUGCUUAUACUAAUUCCCGUCUCCAUUCCAUUACUGCCGAAGUACUCGUACUUGCUGGUGGCAAAGAUAACAUGCUUCCCAGUGGAAAUGAAGCUGUAAGGCUUCGGAAUUCAAUUAAAAACUGCAGCACUCGCUACUUCAAGGACAACGGACAUACUAUCCUAUUGGAAGAUGGUGUGAAUCUCUUGACUAUGAUCAAAGCAACCUGCAAGUACCGCCGUUCAAGGAAGCAUGAUUUUGUCACAGAUUUCAUUCCUCCAAGCCAUACAGAAUUUCAAAAUACCCUUCAAAAUAAUUGGCUGCUUAAUUUUGCUACUAGUCCAGUAAUGCUCUCAACUAUGGAAGAUGGAAAAAUAGUAAGAGGCCUUGCGGGUGUUCCUGAUGAAGGCCCUGUUUUGUUAGUUGGAUAUCACAUGCUCAUGGGGUUGGAAUUGGUUCCUCUUAUUGAAGGAUUCUUGCUUGAGAAGAAUGUUCUAGUUCGUGGCAUUGCACACCCGGAGCUGUUUAGCGAUAGGGCCGAGAUUCAAAGCAAGGAGUUUUCCUUUAUUGACAUGAUGAAAGUAUAUGGGGCCUUGCCCGUCUCUGCUAGCAACAUGUUCAAGUUAUUCUCGACUAAAUCUCAUGUGCUUCUUUAUCCCGGUGGUGCACUUGAGGCUCUCCAUCGUAAGGGUGACGAAUAUAAGCUAUCUUGGCCUGAUCAACCUGAAUUUGUAAGGAUGGCUGCAAGAUUUGGAGCCACAAUAGUACCUUUCGGGGUUGUUGGAGAAGAUGACUUGGCAGAAUUAGUUCUCGACUAUGAUGACAUGAUAAAAAUCCCUGUACUUGGUGAUUACUUAAAAAGCAGUCAGGAUCAUACGAAAUUCAGAGAUGUAUUGGGUGAAGAUAGAGCCAAUCAAGAACUGUAUAUUCCGGGAAUUUUGCCCAAGAUACCUGGACGGAUUUACUUUCUAUUCGGGAAGCCUAUCCAAACGAAAGGAAAGGAAUAUGUUCUUAAAGAUAGAGAGAACGCAAGAGAAGUAUACUUGCAGAUAAAAUCCGAGGUUGAAGGAAACAUGGCUUACUUGAUAAAGAAACGCGAAGAAGACCCUUAUAGGGGUGUUUUUGAGAGGGUAUUCCAUCAAGCAAAUUCCACUCCAGGAAGUUCAACUCCAACAUUUGAGCCAUGAUUCAUUUGUCUCUACAGAAUGCAUAUUCUUUGUGCCUUGAAAUUAAUUAUUCUAAACUUGGUGUUGUAUAGAAUUAUUUCAUGUAGAAAAAAGUUAGAAGAAUUAAAGGUUAUUUCAUAUGUUGAAGAAUAAUGAAAGGAUCAACCUUUGUUUUAAAUUAGUCUAAGUUAGUGUUCAUUUGCUA
Impatiens glandulifera is the source of this 2572-nucleotide messenger RNA. Its product is annotated as phytyl ester synthase 1, chloroplastic. NCBI's taxonomy places the organism in Eukaryota, Viridiplantae, Streptophyta, Magnoliopsida, Ericales, Balsaminaceae. The record is from RefSeq and is a predicted model, not a curated record. The coding region runs from base 283 to 2388 and encodes 701 amino acids. The transcript has 13 exons. Gene Ontology annotation, cellular component: membrane.